Molecule: messenger RNA, 3441 nt
Organism: Dichotomopilus funicola
Lineage: Eukaryota; Fungi; Ascomycota; Sordariomycetes; Sordariales; Chaetomiaceae
Product: DNA repair protein rad5
Exons: 2
Coding region: 1-3441 (1146 amino acids)
Biological process (GO): DNA repair
Cellular component (GO): nucleus
Molecular function (GO): hydrolase activity, acting on acid anhydrides, in phosphorus-containing anhydrides; nucleic acid binding; ATP-dependent chromatin remodeler activity
Source: RefSeq, a predicted model, not a curated record
AUGAGCGCUAGUAAUUCUGGCGAGCCUCCGGCGAAAAAAAGGCGAUUUUUUGUCUCUACACUCGAAGACGAGCACGGCCAGACUGCAGGCGUCAACCCAACCUCGAACGACGUUCCUCAAUCCUCUAGGCCUAACCCAAGACCGUUCAGCAGUCCCGAUGCCGGCGCGAAACAAGCACCCCACGCUUCGAAGAACCCCACCCCUGGUGGCGCCGGUGGCCCUCCGAGGAUGACCUGGCCUCGCGAGCCUGAGUUGAAUUUCAGCUUUUUCCAAGAGACCCUUCGGGCUGUGGUCGGAGAGCACGAGGACGGUGUCGCGGAGCUUCUGAGGGGAGCCUGCGGGGACGAUUUGGAAAAGGCCAUCAACAUGUACCUCGAUGGUACCUGGAAACACCUGAAACGGAAAGUACCGUCACGCGGCCGGGCACCCGCUCCCACCGAUCACAAAGUAGGAGGAUCGUAUUCUGCGCCUACCCGACAUGCUCCUAUAAACCCAGUACCCGACUCCAGAUAUAUCGGAGCUUUCGGUGUAGAAGGAUGGGUAACUAGAAGUGGUAACAACCUACUGAAGCAUGGAGACGUGGUCAACAUCGAGCGCCAAAAGACCCAAGUUCCGAAACCCAUGUCCCGAAAAGGGGGGAAUACACUUGGUCAAGUUCAGUCAAACAUUCGCACGAGUGCAGUUGCGGCUAAGCGAGCCGACGUUAUCGUCCGUUUUACCGAUAGUUCUGGCAGAGAGAUUGGCCGUCUCACCAAGGAAAAAGCGAAUUGGGUCUCAACCUUAAUGGACCAGAAGAUCUGCAAGUUUGAAGGAAUUUGUGUCUACGCUCCGGAGAGGCUUCGCACGAACGAUACGGUGUUUCUCCAACUUCGAUGUUCCCUGCUCAAAUAUGCGUUCUUGAGUCGGAAGUUUGAAUUGGCGGAUAACAGGACGGCCGGCCGGUUUGAGGAGGCGGAAACAUCCGAAGAGAAGGAUCUCCGGUUACGACAGGUUGCCCUCGUCACACUCUUCCAGGAAAUCAACCUCUUUCCAGUCAGGAGGAAUGCUACAGCCGCGAAAGGUCAACGGCAGGAUCUACUAGAUGCAGCGCAGAUGGCGGAAAAUAGGGAGUUGGCAUUGCAUGGCCAAGAGAGUGAUCCUGCAGCCUUUUCCCCGACGGAGGAGAAGGAAGAUGGGAAGGAACUCGAACAAGACCAGCUCGAUGCCCUUUAUCGAAAGGCACAGACAUUUGACUUCAGCACCCCGGAGGCAGAGCCCGCCGACACCUUCGCCCUAACCCUGCGCCCAUAUCAGAAGCAGUCGCUGCAUUGGAUGGUGGGGAAGGAGAAGAAUGUGCGGAUUGAAGAGCGAGAGACCUCAAUGCAUCCUUUAUGGGAAGAGUACGCCUGGCCGAUAAAGGACUAUGACGACAAGGAACUUCCGAGUGUCCCCGAACAACCCUCGUUCUACGUCAAUCCCUACUCUGGGGAUCUUUCUCUCAAGUUCCCGAAGCAAGGGCAACACUGCCUUGGGGGGGUCUUAGCCGACGAAAUGGGUCUAGGAAAAACCAUCCAGAUGCUUAGUCUCAUCCAUUCACACAAAUCCGACGUCGCCAUCAGCGUACGCCAGUCAAACCGCUCAGCUCCCUCGGUCAACCAACUUCCACGUCUUCCAUCCACCCAGAGCAGCCAGGCCAUGACGGAAGCCCCAUGUACCACGUUAGUGGUUGCCCCCAUGUCUCUGCUUGCACAGUGGCAAAGCGAAGCCGAGAACGCUUCUGUUGAGGGCUCGCUAAAGUCCAUGGUAUACUAUGGCGCCGAGAAGAACGUCGACUUGUUGACGCUUUGUUGCGAAAACAACGCGGCAAAUGCCCCAGAUGUAGUCAUUACAAGCUACGGUGUUGUACUCUCUGAGUUUACGCAAGUCGCGUCCAAGAACGGCGAGCGAUCCCACGGUCGUGGCCUCUUCUCUCUCAAUUUCUUCCGGGUCAUCUUGGAUGAAGCCCACAGCAUUAAGAACCGCCAAGCGAAAACGGCCCGGGCUUGCUAUGAAAUUUCCGCAAGGCACCGGUGGGCUCUAACGGGCACGCCCAUUGUCAACAAACUCGAGGAUCUCUUCAGUCUUGUGCGGUUCCUCCGGGUUGAACCCUGGAACAACUUUUCCUUCUGGCGGACUUUCAUCACGGUGCCAUUCGAGUCUAAAGAUUACAUGCGAGCCCUCGACGUUGUGCAAACGGUGCUUGAGCCGCUCGUCAUGAGAAGGACAAAGGAUAUGAGGACACCGGAUGAUAAGCCAUUAGUCGCCCUUCCGCCGAAGCAUAUUGAGAUCCUGGACAUUGACCUCUCGAAGCCGGAGCGCGAUGUGUACGAUUACAUUUUCACUAAAGCGAAACGGACCUUUAACGCCAACGUUGAAGCCGGCACUGUCAUGAAAGCAUUCACCAGCAUCUUCGCGCAGAUCCUCCGGCUCCGUCAAUCAUGCUGUCAUCCAGGCCUCGUCCGCAACCAGGACAUCGUUGCUGAGGAGGAAGAAGCCGGUGCUGCAGCUGACGCUGCGGUCGGGCUCGCCGAUGACAUGGAUUUACAGUCUCUGAUCGAGCGUUUUACCGCCGCCACAGAUGACGCCGCUGACUUCAACGCGUUCGGCGCCCAUGUUCUCGGCCAAAUCCGGGACGAAGCAGUCAAUGAAUGCCCCGUGUGUACCGAGGAGCCAAUGAUUGAGCAAACCGUCACCGGAUGUUGGCACUCCGCGUGCAAGAAAUGCCUCCAGGACUACAUCAAACACCAGUCUGACCGACACCAAGUUCCUCGCUGCUUCCAGUGCCGUGAGCCCAUCAACUCCCGCGACCUAUUUGAGGUUGUACGGCAUGACGAUGACCCGGACACAACACCCUUCGACCAAGGCCCACGCAUUUCACUGCAGAGAUUAGGCGUCGGCAACUCAUCUGCCAAGAUCGUCGCUUUAAUCAGCCAGCUCCGCGAUCUCCGUCGCGAAAACCCCACCAUCAAAUCUGUGGUUUUCAGUCAAUUUACUUCAUUCCUUACCCUCCUUGAGCCUGCCCUCGCCCGUAACAAUAUGCGCUUUCUCCGACUCGACGGCUCGAUGGCACAAAAAGCGCGCGCUGCUGUUCUCGAUGAGUUCCGGUCGUCAAAGACAUUCACCGUCCUCCUGCUCAGUCUCAAGGCUGGUGGGGUAGGACUCAACCUCACCAGUGCGAAGCGUGUCUACAUGAUGGACCCGUGGUGGAGCUUUGCUAUUGAGGCGCAAGCUAUCGACCGGGUCCAUCGUAUGGGCCAAGAGGACGAAGUUAAAGUGUACCGGUUUAUUGUACGGGACAGUGUGGAGCAGCGGAUGCUAAAGAUACAGGACCGGAAGAAAUUCAUUGCCUCGUCCCUUGGUAUGAUGUCCAACGAAGAGAAGCGAAUGCAGCGUAUUGAGGAUAUAAAAGAAUUGCUCAGUUAG